UAAAAAUCCUAACCUAAUAACAAAACAAUGUUUUCAAUUUUUAAGCUGAAAGUAUAAUUGUUUCUAAUUCUAAGGAAUUUGGAACAACUUCGUUAAGUUAAGAUGAGGUAUGCUCAAUUAGUUAUAGGACCAGCGGGAAGUGGAAAAUCAACUUAUUGCAGUGCUUUAGCACAACAUGGUGUAGAUGUUAGAAGAAAUAUAGACGUAGUUAACUUAGACCCAGCAGCAGAAUAUUUCAACUAUCAACCCAUUGUUGAUAUAAGGGAAUUAAUUCAUUUACAAGAUGCCAUGGAUGAUGAAGAACUGCAGUGUGGCCCCAAUGGAGGCCUCGUUUUUUGUAUGGAAUAUCUCACUGAAAACCUUGACUGGCUAGAGGAAAAACUAGGAGAUCAAGAAGAUGAUUACAUACUAUUUGAUUGCCCUGGACAAAUUGAGCUAUACACCCACUUAACAGCAAUAAAAAACUUAGUGAAAAAGUUACAGAUAUGGCGUUUUAAUGUGUGUGCUGUUUUCCUUGUUGAUGUUCAGUUCAUUACUGAUGGUGCUAAGUUUAUUUCUGGUACAAUGGCAGCGCUAAGUGUUAUGGUGAAUUUAGAAGUUCCUCAUGUUAACAUUUUAUCCAAAAUGGACCUUUUAAGUAAAUCAGCCAAAAAAAGACUUGAUAGUUUUCUAGAGCCUGAUUCUCAUUUUAUAUUAGGUGAUAUUGAAACUUGUGGGAAUUCUGCUUUUAACACAAAGUAUAGGAAGUUAACAGAAGCUAUUGCCAAACUUAUUGAAGAUUAUUCUUUGGUUAAAUUUAUUCCUUUAAAUUUAAAAAAUUUAGAAAGCAUUAAUGAUGUUUUGUUGACCAUUGAUAAUGUAAUUCAAUAUGGAGAAGAUCAGGAUAUUAGAACUAAAGAUUUUGAAGAAAAGGAAGAAGAUGAUAAUGAUUGAAAAAUUGUUUUUUUAAGUUUUGUACCGAUUUAAGAGAAAUAAAUGUGAAUAUUAA
Diabrotica balteata is the source of this 988-nucleotide messenger RNA. NCBI's taxonomy places the organism in Eukaryota, Metazoa, Arthropoda, Insecta, Coleoptera, Chrysomelidae. The record is from the annotation of a GenBank genome assembly.